AUAGACGGACGCAGCUCCGCUUUAGUUUCCAGUAAGUAGGGCUUAAUUCACUGUCUGUCGCUUUAAAUGGCUGCCAAAGAAUUUCCACACCGAAAACCGGCUCGUGAGAGUAUUCAAGCGACCCCUUCUCUUUCCAGCCAUCAGGUUUUAGCUGUGCUCUUAUGUCUCCUCCAGCCGGCAGCUUCACAAGAGGUUACCGCUAACAUGUCUGUUCCUGCCGACGGUCACUUCUUAUAUUUUGCCUUUGGGAGCAACCUGCUAAGGGAAAGACUGCAGCUGGCCAACCCUUCAGCGGUGUUUGUCACUACUGGGAGACUGAAGGACUAUGAGUUGAACUUUGGCCAGUGGGAGCAACAUGUAGACAACUAUUGGCACGGUGGAGUGGCCACGAUCCAGUCCCAUCCAGGCAGCGAAGUGUGGGGGGUGAUCUGGACUUUGAGCGAUGAAAACCUCCAGAGCUUGGACGAACAAGAAGGGGUGGGUCAGGGACAGUACUCUCCUCUGAAGGUCUCAGUGGACACUGACAAAGGUCUGAUGCUGUGCAGAACCUACCAGAUGAACAAUUUCCACCCCUGCCCUCCUUCUCCUCAGUACAAAGAGGUGGUGUGUCUCGGCGCAGAGCAGAACGGACUCCCGGUGGAGUACCUGGAGAAACUGAAGACCAUUCAAACCAACAACUACAGCGGCCCCUCACUGCUCGAUCAAAUCAGACCUGCUAUGAAAUAGAGUUUAAAGUUCUUUUCUUUAGAGACAUGUGAAAAAUACCUCGAAACAAAAUGUAGCAAGUGCUCUGAGGACAAAAAGGCCACAAGGUGGACCUCGCGGUGGGCUACAAUUUCUGAUAAGUAGUUUUUUCUGUUAAUGAUCAACUUAUACUCAGUAGUGGGAUGAGACUCUGGUACUUAAGUAAAGAUACACUAACUGAUUAACAUUUACUUCAGUAGAAGUAUUUACUAGGGCCGUAUUCAUAAAUCUUCCUGCUACUAGAGACAAAAUAAAAAAAAAAAGCUCAGCGUUAGUUCAUGCAGGAUACAAUAGUCAUACGCCCAGCUGUGAUCAGCUGACGGCCAGCUGAUCCCAAUUAUUGCCUCCCAGCUCCAAUCACAGCUCUAUCUGUCACAGGGGACAUUUAGUGUUCUUUAAAUAAAAAAAAUUGUGUAUGUAUAGGGAUGAAUGAAUAAUAUUUAAGAGGUUAUUUACUUUAAAAAUAUGGCUUAGGACUAAUUCAAGACAGACGUUUAAUUUCAUCAUCACCAUCUCUAACUAAACUGUGAUUGAGUUUGCUAUCCUAUGCCCAUGUUCACUAAAAGAGCAAUUUUUACUCAUUAUUAAACCAUUCCCAGCCUCUGAAAUAUUUGUCAUACCCAGCAACUGAGUCAAUUCGGUCUCUUCACUGAGAAAAAGAUUGCUGUCCUUGCCUUGUUUGUAAUUUUAAUGCAAAGGAGCUCUCAGAGAAGAUUCUCAGUGUCUAUGUAAGUGGACCAUGUCAUAUACAGGUCAUUCAGAAAGUAUUCAAGCCCCUUGACUUUUUCAGUUUUACGAUCCAGCCUGAUGCUGCAGUUGACUGAGAACUUUAGAAAUUUUUGUGCAAAUUUAUUAAAAAGAAAAAACUGAAAUAUCACAUCCACAUUAAAUUUUCAGACCCUUUACUCGGUUGUUUGCCGAAGCGCCUUUGGCAGUAACUACAGCCUCUGGUCUAUUUGAAUAUGACCCAACAAGCUUUGCACACCUAAGGUUACAGGAUUUUCUGCUAUUCUUCUUUGCAAAUCCUCUCAAGCUCAGUCAGGUUGGAUGGAGACCGUCAGUGCACAGCCGUUUUCAGGUCCCUCCAGUUUUUUCACAUUUAGAGUAGUUUCUGGGGAAAUGCCCAAAGAAAGUUCUACAAAGACUCCUUAUUCUUUUUGGGACAAUUACUUUUAGUUUCUAUGAAAAUCCUAACAAAAAUCAGAGUUUUAAUAAAUUCAAAAUUAACAUUCUUGAAUUGUUCAGGGAAAUAAAUAUGCAAAGCUCAUGACACCAAAAAAGGGGUGGUGGUCAGACUUGUAUUUUAUUAAGGGUAAAAACAGUCAUAACCAGAAAAAAAAACUAAGGCACACUGUAUUGAAAAAGUUAAAAAGCCUUUAAUAAAUGGGCUAGAGCGCCUACGCAAUUCAACUUACAAAGUCUUCAUCAGGGCUUUUAAAAACAAGUGACUGUUCACAGAUUUUCAAGGCUGUGGCAAUCAGUCAACUGCUUCUCAGCUGCAGAGAGAAAAGUGGGUGAGUACUUUUAAUUGGUGCACUCCAACAAAACAAGCUCAGAGCAAGAACAUUUGUUACACUAUAGCCAUCUUGGUUUUUUUGAUCAAAUAUGCAAAGCUAUUUUACUUCCUUUGCUGUCAAAAGCAUAAACAAUGGAAAAAAGACCUUUAGAUAAACUCGCAACCCACUUUUGGGUCCUGACCCACCGGCCGAGAACCGCUGCUGUAACAGAUAUCUUGUAACAGUACGAUUAUGUAAACAGUGAAGAGGAAGGCAGUUUUAAUAAACAGAAUAGAAAUAUUCAAACAUUUAUUCCAGAUUGGGAGUUAGGGAUUUUUUAGAUCAAGUUAUGCGCUUACAGAACAACACGAUGGAGCCAGUAGUAAAUAAUGCAUGACUGUAAAAUUAACAUAUCUGUUUGGCUGGAUCAACAAUUCCUUUUGUCUUUUUUUUGACAAGCUAUGAUAUGUGAUAUGAUUCAUUUAAGAAGAAUCAACAUGAAGGAUUAUAAAUCUAUAAUGUACAUUGUGGGCUGAUAAUUGUUUAAAUUAUUUUUAAAACAUUAAACUCUGAUGCACACUUCA
Cheilinus undulatus (humphead wrasse) is the source of this 2824-nucleotide messenger RNA. It is a transcript of the gene ggcta, whose product is annotated as gamma-glutamylcyclotransferase a. The record is from RefSeq and is a predicted model, not a curated record. Gene Ontology annotation, molecular function: gamma-glutamylcyclotransferase activity. The transcript has 4 exons. The coding region runs from base 67 to 726 and encodes 219 amino acids. Lineage: Eukaryota; Metazoa; Chordata; Actinopteri; Labriformes; Labridae.